Messenger RNA from Brettanomyces bruxellensis, 762 nucleotides. RefSeq lists its product as uncharacterized. Gene Ontology annotation, cellular component: CCAAT-binding factor complex. Bases 1 to 762 code for a protein of 253 amino acids. The transcript has a single exon. The record is from RefSeq and is a predicted model, not a curated record. Gene Ontology annotation, biological process: regulation of transcription by RNA polymerase II. NCBI's taxonomy places the organism in Eukaryota, Fungi, Ascomycota, Pichiomycetes, Pichiales, Pichiaceae. Gene Ontology annotation, molecular function: RNA polymerase II cis-regulatory region sequence-specific DNA binding; DNA-binding transcription factor activity, RNA polymerase II-specific.
AUGUCCGGCACAUUUCCAAACACAUUAACUCCCCAGCAGCUUGAUGAAUAUCAACAACAGCUACGACAGCUUCAAUUACAACAGCAACAGUCGCAGCAGCGGACAAACGAGCAGCUUCAACAAGCACAAAAUACACAAAAUAUACAAGUGCCACAAAAUGUGCAGGUACAGCAACAAGCCCAACAAGCCCAGCAGACACAACAGGCACAACAGGUACAUUACCAAACAUAUUACCAACAACAUGUUCCCGCCGGUUAUGCUGGUGCUGGUCAGAUUAGCAAUGUUGUUUCAGGUCCUUUAGCCGGUCCCAAUAUUCCGCCAGUUGUUGAUCCUAGUAAAAAUUCUGGAAACGUUAUUACGCAGAAUCAGCAGAUACCGGCGGCUCAGCAACAUCCUGCAGCACCUGUGGCACAAGAGCAACCUUAUUAUGUCAAUGCAAAGCAGUACCAUCGAAUACUUAAAAGAAGAAUAGCACGUGCAAAAUUGGAAGAGAGUCUCAAAAUACAGAAGAGAAGAAAGCCAUAUCUUCAUGAGUCCCGACAUAAACACGCUAUGAGAAGGCCUCGUGGACAAGGGGGAAGGUUUCUUACUGCUGCUGAAAUUGCAGAACUUGAAAGGAAGAAACAGAUUAAAGCUUUGGAAACCAAGAAGGGCUCAAGCGAAAAAGAAGCUAGUGUCAAGCAUGAUCAUUCCCAGAAAGCAGGUUCCGAAGAUAGCUCGUCACCCUCCAGAAUAGAUGAGCAUGCAUCUCCUGUCAAAUAA